CCUAAAACGAAAACGUGUACUUAAACAAAUAACAAUUUUGAAAAUUAAAAUAAAAUAAAUAACAAAUAUUCAAACUCUUUAACUUCCAUAAAAAUCCAAGAAAUAUAAACAAAAUGCAUUUAUUGUGGAUUAUAACAUUGGCCUCUAUGGCCAUUUGGCAUUUGCAACUGAUUAAUUGUGAUGAUCUCUCCAUGCACUCUCAAACACAAACCACCAAUGGAGGCUUACCGAAUAUGGGUGUAGGCGUAGCCAGCCAAAGCUCUAUCACCAAUCCCUCUAAUCCUUCUCUACACAAUCAAAAUCCCUCGGCCACAAAUCUCAAUCAAUUAGCUGGUAAUAGUUCACUUUUAAAUACUCUUAUGCAAACAUCUGGCAAUGUGGGUAUGGUUGGUCUAAAUGGUAAUAUUGGUGCCAUGGGUGCUAUUGGUGGCCUGGGUGCAGUAGGCAGUGGUUCGACUGGUUUAAUGGGUCAUUCUGCUGCUGGUGGCGCUACUCAUGGUGUUGGUCAAAGUUCGGGUGUUCAUCAUCAUGGUCAUGCUUUGGCCGGUUUGGCUGGUUUGGGCAUUAUAGUGCCUGGUCAUCGAGGCAGCAGUUCAGCGGAUUCUGGCGGCCGUUAUAAUCCCCCUUAUUUGGGUUCUAGCAACAUGGAUAUGAUGGGUGGCGGAAAUGGUAUGCAGCAAGGAGGUGUUGGCGCCGGUGGAGGUUCUCAAUAUUACGAACAGGAAAAUUUCAUUUCCGAACAUACCGUUAUGGCCGUAUUCACCUCACAGGGUCAGGUGGGUGGACCCUGUCGUUAUAUGCCCGCAACACGACGACAAAAUCAUCAAUGCCGCAAAGAAUUCGGUUUACCGGACACCAUACGUGAGGCUAGACGUUUAGCAACGACACAUUGUGAGGAUCAGUUUCGUUAUGAUCGCUGGAAUUGUUCUAUAGAAAUUCGAGGAAAAAGAAAUAUUUUCAAAAAACUUUAUAAAGAAACAGCCUUUGUACAUGCUCUGACCGCUGCAGCAAUGACACAUUCCAUCGCCAGGGCCUGUGCUGAGGGUAGAAUGACGAAAUGUAGUUGUGGUCCGAGAAAACAAAAUCGUGCUGAUCAAACAUUUCAAUGGGGUGGCUGUAAUGAUAAUUUAAAACAUGGCAAACGAGUGACAAGAAGUUUUCUCGAUCUGCGUGGUGGAGAUAGUGAUGAAGUCACCGAAAUAUUGCGACAUGAUUCAGAGGUCGGCAUCGAAGCUGUAUCCACUUUAAUGAAGGAUAAAUGUAAAUGUCAUGGUGUUUCUGGUUCUUGUUCGAUGAAAACCUGUUGGAAGAAAUUAUCAGAUUUUAAUGCCACAGCCACGCUACUAAGACAGAAAUACAAUCAGGCCAUACGAAAGGCACCAAAUGCACGCACAAUGCGCAGAGAGGCUCCCUCAAGUCGAGUGAAAAAACCCAAACAACGACGGAAGAAACAACAACAAUCACAGUAUACAACGUUAUACUAUUUGGAAACCUCACCCACUUAUUGUUCCGUUACUAAGGAUCGUCAAUGUCUGAAUCCAGACAACUGUGCGAAUCUCUGCUGUGGGCGUGGCUAUACGACACGCGUUUUCAAGCAAGUGGAAAAAUGUCGCUGUCGCUUUAACAAUGGACGCUGUUGCCAAUUGAUCUGCGAUUAUUGUCAACGCUACGAAGAUAGAUAUUUUUGUAAAUAGAUUUCUUUUUGUGUUAGUUUUUCUAUUUUAAAUAUUUAAUUUAAUUUUAACUUAACUCAUCUACUUCUUUAUUUUAUUUUUGUAUUGUAUUUUAUUUCAUUCCUAUUUAUAAUAAAUGUAUGUGUGUGUAUGUUGAAGUAAUAAGUAGUAGCGUAGAGACAUGAUAAGGACAGACUCCCAAAGUUCUUUAUUAUUAUUAUAAUUUUUUUUAUUAAUUUUUAAUUUUACUCAAUUUUUUUUAUAAAUAUACAAAAUAUAUAAAUAUAUAUAUUGUCCGGCGACAUCACCACCAAGAUGGCAUAACUGUAUUAAAAAUCGAAAUAUUUUUUAUUUAAUUGUAUGAUAAAAUAAAGGAAACAGAAAAAAAACACUGAAAAGAAAAUGAGAAAAAAA
Messenger RNA from Lucilia sericata (common green bottle fly), 2087 nucleotides. Its product is annotated as protein Wnt-4-like. Gene Ontology annotation, cellular component: extracellular region. The transcript is spliced from 4 exons. NCBI's taxonomy places the organism in Eukaryota, Metazoa, Arthropoda, Insecta, Diptera, Calliphoridae. The coding region runs from base 114 to 1694 and encodes 526 amino acids. The record is from RefSeq and is a predicted model, not a curated record. Gene Ontology annotation, molecular function: frizzled binding; cytokine activity. Gene Ontology annotation, biological process: neuron differentiation; cell fate commitment; canonical Wnt signaling pathway.